ACGUGCUUUCCCUUUAAUUUUAGACCUGAUCUCAUGGCCGAAGCCCGUUACUCGAUCCGGGCCGCUGCCCCGUUUCUCCGGCAUCAGCUCGACUCCGGGCGUUGCUUCGCGCACCGUCUGCAGGAGCGCCCGCCGAGCUGCCGUGCCGUGCCCCGGCGCCUCUCCGCCGCCCGGCGCACAGGGCGGCAGCCGCGCUCGGCAGGAGCAUCCCGGCACCGCCUGCUCGCUCCGCUCAGCCCAGCGGUAGCUGUCACCGGGCCCGGCCCGCUGCCGCCGGCGUGGCGGGGGCAGGUGCCGCAGGUGCAGUUCAGCUGAGAUUGAAUUCCUCUUUGGCUGUCCGUAAACUGUGAAACAGAAGGAUGCAGAAGACUAUCUCUUGGCUUUUUGUACAUGAGUGAUAAGAGCACAAGAUCAUUACUACAGGUUUGCUGCAAAGAUGAGUUCAGAGGAGAAGAGUAUAUCUCCAGCUCACAAAACAUCCACUCCAUCACAUAGAAGUGCCUCCUCUUCAUCAUCGUCUCAGAGGGACAGGAGGCAGAGUAUUCAUAUUUUGGAGCGGAAGGCUUCCUCGGGAAGCACAGACCCUUCUUUAAGCAAGCAGUUCCUUGAAAGCGACCCUAUUUCUUUAUCCAAGGAACCUGACAGCUGGGAAAUCAUAGAGGGUCUGAAAAUAGGCCAGACUAAUGUCCAGAAGCCAGACAAACAUGAAGGUUUCAUGCUGAAAAAGAGAAAAUGGCCUUUAAAAGGUUGGCACAAGAGAUUUUUUGUCCUGGAUAAUGGAAUGUUGAAAUAUUCCAAGGCACCAAUUGAUAUACAGAAAGGCAAAGUCCAUGGGAGCAUUGAUGUUGGUUUAUCAGUUAUGUCGAUAAAAAAGAAGGCUCGUAGAAUAGACCUUGACACAGAAGAGCACAUCUAUCAUCUCAAGGUGAAGUCCCAGGAUUCAUUUGAUGCAUGGGUUUCAAAAUUACGCCACCACCGGUUGUACCGUCAGAAUGAGAUUGUGAGAUCUCCAAGAGAUGCGAGCUUUCAUAUAUUCCCUUCAGCCUCUACUACAGAGUCUUCACCAGCUGCUAAUGCAUCAGAGGGAAAGGUGCAACAAAAUAGCUUCCCCUGGCAGUCUCCUAUACCUUGUAGUAACAGCCUUCCUGCCACCUGCACUACGGGUCAGAGUAAAGUAGCAGCCUGGCUACAGGACUCAGAAGAGAUGGACAGAUGUGCAGAAGAUCUUGCCCAUUGUCAGUCAAACCUUGUGGAACUCAGUAAACUUCUUCAAAAUUUAGAAAUACUACAGAGAACUCAGUCAGCACCAAAUUUCACAGACAUGCAGGCUAACUGUGUAGAUAUUUCAAAGAAAGACAAGCGGGUCACGAGACGAUGGAGAACAAAAAGUGUCAGCAAAGAUGCAAAAAUUCAACUUCAGGAAGGGCCGGCACCGAAGGGCCAGUUCAGCACAACACGACGCCGGCAGAGACUGGCAGCUGCAGUGGCUACAACAGUCCCUUUCAGUGCUACAAUGUCACCCGUUAGACUGCAUUCAUCCAACCCCAACCUUUGUGCAGACAUUGAGUUUCAGACUCCCCCGAGCCACGUAACGGACCCUCUGGAGUGCUCUACAGAGUACAUGAAGCUUCAAGAAGAAUUCUGCCUGAUGGCACAAAAAGUGCAUUCUCUUUUGAAGUCUGCCUUUAACAGCAUAGCUAUAGAGAAGGAGAAGCUCAAGCAGAUUGUUUCAGAGCAGGAUCUUAUAGGCCACAAUGCUCAAAUAGCACACCUCAGACAGUCCCUCUCUCAGGCUCUCAACCAGAAUGCUGAACUAAGGAGUCGCUUGAACAGAAUACAUUCAGAAUCUGUUAUUUGUGAUCAGGUUGUCAGUGUAAAUAUUAUCCCUAGUCCUGAUGAGACAGGUGAGCAAAUUCAUGUCAGUUUGCCACUGGCUCAGCAAGUUUCUAACGAGAGCAGGCUCUCGAUGUCUGAGUCCAUUUCAGAGUUCUUUGAUGCACAGGAGGUGCUUCUCUCUGCCAGCUCCUCAGAAAACGAGGCUUCUGAUGAUGAAUCUUAUAUCAGUGAUGUGAGUGAUAACAUAUCCGAAGACAAUACCAGUGUUGCAGACAACAUUUCUCGGCAAAUUCUUAAUGGUGAGCUAACAGGAGGUGCAUUCAGGAAUGGACGGAGAACUUGUCUCCCAGCUCCCAGCCCUGACACAAGUAACAUCAAUCUGUGGAAUAUUUUGAGAAAUAACAUUGGCAAAGAUCUUUCCAAAGUAUCCAUGCCAGUUGAGCUAAAUGAACCUCUGAAUACCUUGCAACAUCUUUGUGAAGAGCUGGAAUACAGUGAACUCCUGGACAAGGCUGCUGAAACAGAUGAUCCUUAUGAACGCAUGGUUCUCAUAGCUGCUUUUGCAGCAUCAGGCUAUGCCUCUACAUACUUUAGAGCAGGAAGCAAGCCAUUUAACCCAGUGCUUGGUGAAACCUAUGAAUGUAUUAGAGAAGACAAAGGAUUUCGAUUUUUCUCAGAGCAGGUUAGCCACCAUCCUCCCAUUUCGGCCUGUCACUGUGAAUCGAAGAACUUUGUGUUUUGGCAAGAUAUCAGGUGGAAAAACAAAUUCUGGGGGAAAUCAAUGGAAAUCCUGCCAGUUGGAACCUUGAAUGUGACUCUUCCAAAGUACGGAGACUACUAUGUCUGGAACAAAGUCACUACUUGCAUACAUAAUAUUCUUAGUGGAAGGAGGUGGAUAGAACACUAUGGAGAGAUAACUAUCAGAAACACAAAAAGCAGUAUUUGCAUUUGUAAACUCACAUUUGUCAAGGUGAACUACUGGAAUUCAAAUGUAAAUGAGGUCCAGGGUGUUGUGAUAGAUCAAGAAGGGAAGGUGGUUCAUCGCCUUUUUGGAAAGUGGCAUGAAGGCCUUUAUUGUGGGGUUGCACCUUCAGCCAAAUGUAUAUGGAGGCCAGGCUCCAUGCCAACCAAUUAUGAACGUUAUUAUGGCUUCACGAGGUUUGCUAUUGAGCUCAAUGAACUAGAUCCUUUACUGAAAGAUCUUCUUCCUAGAACAGAUGCGCGAUUCAGACCAGAUCAAAGGCUUCUGGAGGAAGGCAACAUAGAAGCAGCAGCAUCAGAGAAACAAAGAAUAGAGGAACUCCAGCGAGGUCGGAGGCGGUACAUGGAAGAAAACAGCAUUGAAUAUGUACCCAAAUUUUUUAAGAAAGUUAUCGACGCUAAUCAAAGAGAAGCCUGGGUUACCAAUGACACCUACUGGGAGCUGCGAAAGGAUCCUGGCUUUAGUAAAGUAGAAAUUCCCAUACUCUGGUAAACUCAGAAUGUAGAUCUAGUAAACAUAUCACUUUGAAGAAAAAAAAUAACUAUGCACAAUAUGUUUCUUAGCUAAGCGUGGUUUGUGGGUCUGCAGAAAAACCUGUCAUUUGCAUUUAUAUUCAUCUUUAUAAUGGACUUUUGAAAGUGCAUUAGACCAGGCCCCUGACCACUUCUGGAUCUUUUUAAUUUUGCAGCAGCCAUUAAAAAAAAAAAAAAAAAAAGAAAAAAAGAAACAGAAACGUUUUGAAGUUUAAUACACUGAAAAUUCAGAAUAAAAGAAGCAGAUGAGUUAUCCAAAGUCACUCAGAAGAGAUGGUAAAUGCAAAACUGCAACUGGUGCUUUAAACAGACAUUAAGAGUAAUGUAAUUUAAAUGGGAAAAAAAAAAAAAAGAAAAAGAAGAAGAGAAAAAUUCCAUUUUGUUUCAACUAUUUUUGUUAAAAACUCUUGGGUUACAACAGUGUCAUUUCUGGCUUCAGGUCAGUCCUUUGAUGUGAUGUGUUUGGACUGGCCUUUGUCAAAAAGAUAUGCUUUUCUGGAAGCUGUUCCCAUUCAUAUGCCAUUGUUCAUGCCUUAAACAAAAUACGAAGAUGUACAGUAAGUAACUUUAAAAUACGUAUGCUUAGGCUUGUGCGAAGGGCAGAUUUUUAAAGCACUAGAUUUUAUCAUGAUAUGAAUAUUGGAGAACCUGCAUUAGUUAAAAUCAAAAGACAACAAAACAUCUAACUGUAUUUUAGAGGAGUGAGAUCUGUACAUGCUUUAGCUUUGGGAAGCUGACUGUAUAAUCAGACUGAAGAGAAAUUGUGAACUGGUUGAACGUGAGACAGUUGUGAUAAAUGCACAUGAAUUGCUAGUCAGAAAGUUCUUAUUCUAAAUGGCUCUUGAUGCUGAGAUGCAAUCAUCACUUUUAUCACUGGCAGGACAUAGUCUCACAGUGAAUCUCAUUUCCCUGUAAAAGUUUAUACAAUUAGAAUUCCCUGAAGCUUUGCAGCAGCAUUCAAAGCACAGAAAUAUUUCAUGGGGAAGGUCUCUGGCUUCUUUCUAGGAGCUGGAUAGUACUGUAAAUGCAACUAUUUUCUGCCACACACAUUGUUUACUUUACUGGCUCCAUUUUUUCCUCAUCCAUUUUCUUAUCUAAAUUUAUAUUUGAGAGUAUGGCAGAGGCUCCUGUGUGUUGUCUCUAACAACUACUACUUGUGUUGCCAAAAUAGCUUUUGUGUAAAAUUAUGUUUUACAGGUUUUCAUAAAGUGAUUCUAUCAUUUUUUGAUUAAGAACCAAGUCUCUUAUAUGUUGCUAAGCCUCAGUUAACGUAUGUGGGAGAAGGCUUGGCGCUUUCUACUUGAAGAUCUCUGAAACAUUAAGCAGUAGGAGGGCAGAUUUUAGUAAAUGGAAAAAAGUAAUUUUAUUAGGUAAAAACUGCGUUCCAUAUGGUGUGACCUAGUGUUCCAUUUAUGCAUGUAUUUAUACAUGCAGGCACUGAUUAUAGGUUAGAUUUCAUGCAUAUACACUGUAUUUCUUUCUGCACAUACACAGUGUACAUAGUGCACUUGAAUUUUUUUUAUUUAAGGUUGAUUCCAGUACUGAGACCUAAAAAAAGCAUUAGAUAGGUUUGCGAUCCUGCCCGCAGAGCUGCUUGAACAUUUCUCAGGAGAUUGCUACACUUGCCAAGCUCUCCGCCUUCUUCUUCCUUUUGCAGAGUCAGGUUCGUACAGAACUGAGAUUACUUCGAGUAUUUAAUAUGCCUUUAGUUCUCCCCCUUGUUUGUAUCACAAAGCAACUGGCAGAGCAACUAGCUAUGAAUGAAUUCCAGGUUCUUCUCACAGCUCUGUUAUGAGGAAGAACUAGGAAAGCCUAAAGAAAAUGCCAGGUAGACUUUUUAAGAAUUGUGAUUGCUCAUUAAUCACUUAUGAAUAUUUGGUAUAAAAAAACCUGUGUGCAGAUUAACGGGAUUUCUUCCAAAGAAAAUUUUGAAUUAUUCAAAUAAUAUCUUUUUCUUUCCUAGUUGAGCCUAGUCCGACUUUUUUUUUUUUUUUUUUUUUUUUUUUUUUUUUAGUUCUGCACUUAUUAUUAUAAGAAAAUGAAAAUAUAUCAAAGUUUGGGUUUUUAACCAUCUUUGGUAAACUUCAACCUACUUGCUUUAAUGACAGUACACUAUGAAUCAAAUUGGCAUGCUGUGUGCAAAAUAGCAGUUAAUUAUUCUCUGUCACUUCCCUUAAAAACAACAUUAUUAAACAUUUGCCCACCUCAUGCUCCAGCCUUUGUGUGCAGUUCACCGUGAUAUUAGAAAGCAUUAUGUGAGCAUGAUUGCAACUACAUUUGAGGGACAGAAACUGUAAGUCCUCAAAUUUUUUGAAAGUAGGUUUGUAAUUUAGAUACAGAAGCAAGGCCUUUAGUUUUACAGUGUUCUGCUGGUGCUUUGUAAAUGCCAUUAUUUGCAAUGCAAACUGAAACCUAGUGAAUGCUAAAGAUGGUAUCACUGAUUUAAUUAUUUUUUACAAUUGUUUAUUUGACAGUCAUUGAAAGAAAACUAACAUUAACAUUUUUAGAAUUAGAAAAAUCUGUGGUGUGCUAAAUCUUUCCGUCGAAGGCACUUUUUAAGCCUACUGAGUAUUAAAUUGCUUAAUUAGUAAGUAGAAGAAACACAAAUCAAUGUAUCACAAAAUAUUUGCAGUCUUUUGUCAGAAAUUGAAAAGUGCUAGCAGAUGUACCAUAAAGCAUCUUUUAUAGUAUAGAAUCCUCUGGAUUCUCUGCAAAAUCUUUUAUAGUUUUUUUUUCUUGUAACCUUGGGGGACAUCAUGACAUAUUUUGUGCUGUUUCUAAAGAGAGUGUGUUAACAGAGGGCAGGUCUGGAGGCUUCUAUCCAAAUGAUAAAUUUUAGAGAACCUGCUCUGCCGCAGGGCAGCUGCUCCACCGCCCCUUCCCAGCACGGGGUUUUCUGCCCCAGGUGCAGAACUUCGCACUUUUGAGCCUCAUGAAAUGUCUUCUGGCCCUGUCCUCAAGCCAAGCAAUGUCCUUCUGGCUGAAGUUCUGCCAUUUGACAUGCCAUCUCAUCCUCCUGAUUUAAUGUAAUCUGCAAACUUGUUAGUAUGUCAUCUAUGUCCUUGCCCAGGUCACUAGUGAGAUGUUGACUGACAUGGGUCACAAAAUUGACCAUGCAGGACUGUCCUCAUUUCUAGCUGCCAGUGGAGCGCAAGCCACUGAUCAAUCCAUGCCCUUCAAGCCUGGGGAUUUGGGAAGUUUUCCAUACACCUUACUCCAUUCAUCCAGGCAGUAUUUGCUUUUGAAAGGCACGAAAAAUAGAUUUAAUUGCUAUAGGUUUGGUAUGUGAUGAAAAUCAGUGUAAAGCAUUUGAUAUUUAUAAACCUUUAAACAAUUUAAGAACUUCUAACUUUCACUACAAAGACAUACCCUUUGCUUUUUCCUGUGUUUCCUGCAAAAACACUUAUUUCUGUAAAAAAUACACAACCCUUCGGCUUUAGUUUCACAAUAGUGAACUGUACUUUCAAUUAAUAUUUUGAAAGUGUACCUUAAUUUUUCCUUGUUCUGGUACUGCAGAUAUGAUAGGGUAAUAAUAAUAAUAGCUACUUUCACCAAAUAUGAUGUCUUAGAAAGACUUAACUUCAUUCCUAUUAUAGGUCUGUAUUAACAAGAUAGUAGAUUUUUCUGCAUAUUAGAAAUCGUUACCUCUUUGGGAGAUACAAUUUGAAUACAAGUUAUUUUCAUGCAGUACGGCUGUGAUUAAAGUCAUCUAGACACCUAUUCUUUGGACAGAUUAAGUUGCACAAAAUAGGGUUUUUUUGCUAUUUGGCUUUAAAAGUGAAUUCCCACUAUAAUACUCCUUUCAUCUUACAAAUAAUGUUACCUUUAUUUUUCUCAUUUUGAUCUUCUGACUGAAUGAUCUUGUAUGGCAUUUGUGGGUUGUUUGAAUAGCACAUCCUAGGCAUAUGUUGGGUAUUGCAGUACAUAUACAUGACACAGUUUUGAAAGAUAUUGCCCUUAAUUCCCUACUGAACACUAUCAGAGCUUUAUGGAAACAAAUUACAGAAACCUGAAGGCACACUAGGAGCCAGCCCUGGUCCUCCCCUCACGGACACAUGAUGAGGAGCUUGCAUCUGGGCCAUACCCUCUGUUUCCCAUGGAGGUAACAUGGGAUUUUCUCACCUUUGCACCAGGCAAGGUGGAGCGCAGCACAAUCCAGUCUUGCUUGAAGAGUUUCUCUCAAAAAAUCUGAAUUUUUAGAAAUACCUGAAAGGGAGGGGAGAUCAUAAUAACCAAGAGGGCUGAAUAUGCCAAUUUUCUGUGAGUUUUGAAAAACUUCCUUUCACUAGCAAAGCCCUAUUAGUAUAGGGAAGGCUUGUCUGGUCUUCUUGUUUUAAAGGAUUUUUAAUAUUGUCUGGUGCAGAGAUAAAUACUAGCUGUUUAACAUACCAUUGGCUGCAGUCAUAAUCUGAGGAAUUAAUUCUAUUUUAGAUGUCAUUACUAAUGCUGGGGCUGCUUAGUGAAAGUAGAGUUUUCAGAUUAAAUCCACCUGAAGGGGAAGGGUGUUUGUAUUGAUACACAAAAAUGACAGGAGGGUUUAAGUUAGAGAGUUUGUUCCAGCUGGGGGGAAAGGUUAAUAUUGACAGAAGUGUGUAAGAAACACUGAAAUGGCCUCCCCAGUCACCCUGUGUCAUACACACACCUGGGAGAAAGCUAAGAAAGCUUACUGUGUCAUAACCACUUACCUUGGCAGCUGCUGGGGUUGAAGAUAUCAUCUUGGAUUUUCUUCCUGUCUGUCAUUAAGUAUCAGUCAUCAAAACUGUAUAAAACUUGAAUUUUAUCUUUAGAGCGUAUAUUGAUAAAAGUCAAGGUAGGCUGGGGUACAGGCAUAGAAUCAAUCAAUCAUAGAAUGGUUUGGGUUGGGAGGGACCUCAAAGAUCAUCUAGUUCCAAACCCUCUGCCAUGGGCAGGGACACCUUCCACAAGAGCAGAUUGCUCAGAGCUCCCUCCAGCCUGGCCUUGAACACUCCAGGGAUGGGGCAUCCACAGCUGCUCUGAGCAGCCUCUGUUCCAGUGCCUCACCACCCUCAUGGGGCAGAAUUUCUUCCUUAUAUCAAAUCUAAAACUACCCUCUUUCAGUUUAAAACCAUUAUCUCUGGUUACUUUUAUUAUAGUUCUGGUAUCACUCAGUAGUUUCAUGGAAAAAGGUUGCUGUUGUUCUAACAGAAGAAUCUAGACUGUGUUAAUAAAGGUUUAAUUAUUCCUGGGAAGGCUACCUCCCUGAGCUCCAUUAGAACAGUGAAUGGCAUCCAUAAGAAUGUUGCAAGUCCCAGUAAGCUCAGAGAAAUGGCUUCUUUAUAGCAAUUUAUUUUGUUUUCAGAUACUAUCUAUUGUAAGGGGUCCACUUAGAAAAGCAAAUACAUUGUUUGCUCUUUAAACUAGGGAACGUAAAACACCUUGAUUUGUUAGCUUUGGUGUAAUCUAUGUCCUUCUUCCCCUAAACUGGAAAGUCCCUUCAUGAAAGGAUUUUAUAUGGUAUCUUGCAAGUUUAAAAGUGAUAGCAAUGUACUUGUAGGUGUUUUAUAUACCCAUGUCCUCCUCUGUCGGGUUUCAUGGUGUUAUAAACUCAUCAUAUCUUUAAUUUUUUUCCUCUUUUUCCUCCUAAUGAUCUUGGAAAAAACCUCAGAAAAGAAAAGGGAAGGAGGGACUACAAUGGGGAAUAGUGAAACUAAUCACAGGAGCUCUGUCAAUGGCAUAACUGUAACAAAAUAAAGUUUUCUAACUUUUAUGAACUAAAAUGUUAGCAGAGCUGUUGAAUCAAUUUCAGGCAGGUUAUCUUAAUACCACUUUUCUUUCCACUGAUCCGUGACAGCAUGGAAAAGGGAAGAUUGGUGACAUUUGCUCAGAAUUAAUUCUGAAGGUGAAGAAAAGUUUUAAUUCCUUUUAUAAAUCAUGACUGUGGCCAGCAUUUGGCUGAAGGUGCAUUGGUGAUGUGGAGAAAGAGAGUUACAUAUUUUAUAAAGAAGGAAACCAUAAAGUUGGAAUAUAUAAUCAUGAGUGUGUAAUAUAUUCUCUCUUGACCUAUGAAUAAUUCAUUGAAGUAUGGUGAAGCUACUUCUUCUUACUCCUGGAGCAAUGAUCCAGAUGCUGUCUCCUGUGAAACACUAAAACAUAUUUCCAUGUUGACUCCUACUUUUAAUGGUCUGCAAUAAUGAAAGAGGGAUAGCUUAUGCUAAUGUAUAAUGUUGGUGUCCCAGAAUAUUAGGGAUGCAAAAAGGGAAGAAGUGAGGAGAUUCCUUCAAAAUGUUGGAAGUGGGUAACUUUUACACCCAGAGCAGCAAACUGAUCUAAGUGCUAUACAAGAGCAGCAUACACAGUGAUAAAUAUUCAACCAAACCUACUUCUUCACUGAGGUACUUGCUCCUUGUGCCAGUCAGUGUAGCCGCACAUGCAACAUCUUUUUCUGUGGUUGUGUGACAGAUUACACUUGUGGCCCAGGGAUUGAUUUGUCAGGUCCACUCAGGACAAUCGGUGUCAGACUCAGGACUGCAAAUUCAGGUUUCUUUUCUAGUAGUCCUGUGAUGAAUGCUCUCUCUCUUCCUUUAUUAAAUUCACCUGAACAAGGAAUAGUACAGUAACAUUAACGAAAGAAUAUGUUUAAUCCUCAGUAUUUUCCAGGCAAGGGAAAAAUCGGGAUAGCUUCUUUAACUGUACUGAAGAAAUACAGAUGAAAUCCUCAAUUAGAUUUUAAUUUGCUUAACAUUUUAUAAAAUAUUUUAAAACUGGAGCACCAAUAAUAACAUUAUACAUAACCGUAUUUAACUUGCUUUGUCACCUCUCUUGAAUCAACAUUGAAAUUAUGGUUCAAAUUUGAGAUUAGAUCUAUUUAGUUCUUGAAAUGAAUGUUACUCGUAUUCCUUGGUGGUUGAAAUAUAGUAUAACAAAUUCAGAUCACAAUGAAUUUUAUUUUCAGCUGAGUCUUAAACUAGACCUGACUAUGAACUGAGAAAUAAGUACUGAUAAGUAUAUUUUGAUUUGCAGGCAUAAACACAAAGACAGCAACUUCUACCUUAGUUAAGCUUUUCCUCUGAUUAGCAAAAGCAUCGUACUUGUCCCUUUAUAAUUAUUUCUAAACUGAUUAUUUUCAGGCAUUUGUACCUCACUAAGAGUUAAUUACAUGUGAAGCUUAAGUUUAAAAAAUUAAACGAUGUUUGGAGCUCCACAGACAUGAGGAGUGGUGCUUCUGUCUUGCACCUAAUGCUCAGAUCUUGCUAAAUCUCCAGCUCUCACAGCAGGGUGGAUCUGUAGUUCAUACUAAAAUUUCAUCCAAAAAGAAGUACCAGUGGCUUUUCUGGAUGUGACUCUUCUUUGCUUAUUGAUAUAUGUCUACAUUAUUUAUUAUAAAAUGAGUCAGAAAUCAAGCUGCUAGCAUCUGAUGUUUGAAAUCUUUUCCUUCACCAAAAUGCAUAAAAAACUUCUCGUUCUUUAUCUGUUACUGCUAGAUUGUAUGAUGCGAAUACUUAGCACGUAAACAGCCAUCAUAGAAUUAAACUACUGUGGUAUCCAGAGGGAUCAUUAUGAUAGUUCUGUAUUAGGAUAUUAGGUAUAUUUUCUUCGUUGUAAGUAGUAGCAAGACUCUUCACUGGGUCUUUAUCUAUUUUCUUUUUUAUAAUUAACUGUUUGAUGACUUACGAUUUCUCAGUAUUUCAACAGCAAAGUAUUCUGUAUUUUCUUUCAUUUUUGCACAAAGUUAAUAUGAAUUGGGAAUAAUGUCACACUUUUUUUGUGAGAUUAGAUCCCAUACGCACAUGUAUGAAAUGUAGUAAAUUUUAGUAUUGAUACGUUGCUCAGACUCUGAGAAUGCCAUUAGAAGAGUAAGGUUUAGAUUAGUUGUAAAUUUUACAUUGCCUUACUGAACUUCUUUGCUUUUAACAGCCUUUAAUUUCUAAUGUGAAACAGCCCUGCAUCAAUUCUUUAGCAGGCCAAAACGUCAAAACCUAAAUAGAUAAAAAGCAUUCUUUGCUGAUUUACCCAUAUGCCUGUGCUUAUUCUACAAUAAAACCCCCAAAUCUGUUGAUUUCUUGUACACCUCUUUGUGUAGAAUACUUGUAAAAGGAGGUCCUCAGAGUCCUUCCACUGUGAUUAUGCUAUUAUGUCAGCUAGAAAGGUAUACAGAAAGUUGGUUUGUGGGUUUUAAAAUGAAUUGUAAAGGCAAAUAGUUUGUUUCUAGAAGCCUAACAUACAGAGCCAGUAUUUCUUUUGGGUGCUGGAUCCACAGUGUCUGUUUUAGAGGGAAGUAACAGACUUUAAUUGGGAAGGGUCUGUGUUCCUAGAUGCACCAGACAAAAUUUGUCCUGUUGUUCAAAAGCAAUAGAAAACUGUUACUUAAGGGAAAGAAAGAAAAGGAAGAAAAGCAAGUAUUUAUGUACCCAGCUACCCAAAUGUUUAUUUUUUGAGCACUGUAAUAUUAAACCUCACCUGCAGCACCCUUAAUUCUAUGCUAAGAAGUUCACUGUGGACUUCCAUAAUGAGAUGAAGAAGAAAAGGACACUGGGGGAAAAAAAAAGUCAGUACCGUAAUUUCUGAAUAACUCAAUAGAAAAUCAAUUUGCAAAUAUUUGUUUUGAAAACUAUAUAAACUACUCGAAGUAUCACACUUUUUUAAAGUGCAAGUUUAGUCCUUCAUAGUAUGUUCAGUAAUUUAAAAUUUAAAAAGAAAACCUCUUGAUUGAUCUUGAUUGCUUUCUUGCAAAUGCAUUCAUUUGUGCUUGACUAUUCACAUGUUUUGGGUAUCUUUCAUGAUGAGUAUUCUUUACAUCUUAUUAAUUCUGACUCCAAAUACUGACUGUAAUCAUACCUGUAAAAUCAAUUGUAUUGCUUACAGUUACUAAGCAUCAUCAGCUAAGGAAUAAAAUAGUUGGGAUAUAAUUUGUAUAUUGCAAAUCUGUAGACUUUUAUUUCACAUGCAAGAGCUAAUCAGCAAUGCGCAUUUGAGAUUUUUUUUUUCUGCUUCAUCUGCUUUGACUCUGAUCUUGCACAAGCAUCAAUAUGUACUUAACAUAAACAUUGAAAUAGUCUCGUUGAAUUCAGUUUAAAAUAUAUAGAUACUAAAGUUAAAAUGGAAACGCUUAACAGUGACAUCCUAAGAAAUCAAAACAAUGUACCUGGUUACACCGGGCUUUGUGGUACUUGAUUUUUAAUUCCUACCUGCUCAACGAAAUGAGCACAUACGCAGAUGAGGCUGAGCUGCUGUUGGUGCUCCAUUGAGCUCAGUGAGCUCCCAGGUGAGUGGAUGAUCUAGCUGUCCAAAUCAAUUUCAGCCGUAGGCCUAACAUGCUCUCAAGCCUAGCUAUUCAACUAGUUACACUUAAGCUUGAUUUUGAACAUGUGCACUGUCUUGUGGAAGAUAAAUGUGUGAAAUACAGCUGGUUUGGCUGCUUGUCAGUCAGAGCAAUAUAUUUGACUUUCCUUUGACUCUCUUGCUUUUUGAAACCUUAUUCUGGGGCAUCUAGUAUUUAAAAACCAGUUAACUUCAUGUAUCUGCAAAGCUCAAUUAUUUAUGGCCUUUGGAAGAAAGGAGAUUAAAUCAAUGAUAAUUCAUUAUAUUAUGUCUCACUCUGGCAGCUGAAUUGUAAGAAUAUUUGCAGUUCCUGUUUCCCUGUACUUUACCCAGGAUGGUGCCAGCCCAGAGUGAGGGUGGUUAGUACUGUGUGCCAAUCAAAAAAGGAGACUAAUCUUUCUGAUUUGUGAAGAAGGGGGUGGCUAACUAAGAGCACACUCCUAAUUUCAAUCUAGAAAAGCAUGAAUGUGAGAAAGUGCCUCCCCUCUCUCCUUGUAGGCUUUAGCAUAUAAAUAGAAUUGCUUUUUUUGGUAUAUCAAGUUCUCUGGCUACUUCAGAGAUUGAACCUAGCCAGGAAGUAGCAGUAAAAAAAUGCAUUUUUAAGUUCCCAUAUAAUGCAGCUGCAACACUUGUUCUAUGUCUUUGCAUUGUAAGUUGGUUUUGAACAUGCUGUUGUAGUAAUGGAGAAUGCAGACGAGGCCUCACGCUGACUACCUCUCAUGCAAUAAAAACCAGGCUCAUAUAGUAGUUAAAGUUGAUGACAGUUGAGCAUCUUUUGGCCACACGAUUCAGGGAGGUGGUAGUGGGGGGAAAAGUAAGCGAAGGAAAUUAUUUUUAUUAAGACUUUAUCCCACUGAUGUAUGUGGCAUACACAAUACCCAUAAUACCAGCUCCAACCGAGGGAAGUCCUACAGCUUUUGGUAGGAAAUAAAGGUGAAUUUGGCUAUGCUGUAGUUUAUGUUGUGCUCUAAAAUGUAACAAAAGAUGUCAUCUGUUUCCUUUAAGCCAAGCCGGAUUUACCAGAAUGUUGUGUCCAAAAACCACACAGACAAUUCUAGUUUUUGAGGAAACAUGAUGCUCUUUUACCUGUUGCAAUGUAAUUGGAUAAUGCAUGUACAAAUGACUUGUUUAGCCUGCCAAUGAAUGUUGCUAAUGCCUUACCAAAAAAAAAAGAAAAAAAAAAAGCAUAUUUUUUGUAUUUUUUUCCUCAGAGGCAAAUCCAAACAAUGCUAGAUUUGGGAAACUGUUUACUGAAAAGCAUUUUCUAAUAGAUCUCUGAAGAAGUGCAAUUGUAUAAUUAUUAUUGUUCGGCGCAUACAGUACAUUGUCUCCAUCACUCUGUACACUGCUGCUAUUAGUGCUUGUUCUAAUAAAUCUCUAUGUACACUGUUUAAA
Messenger RNA from Columba livia (rock pigeon), 14025 nucleotides. It is a transcript of the gene OSBPL6, whose product is annotated as oxysterol binding protein like 6. Gene Ontology annotation, cellular component: intracellular membrane-bounded organelle; cytosol; membrane. Lineage: Eukaryota; Metazoa; Chordata; Aves; Columbiformes; Columbidae. The record is from RefSeq and is a predicted model, not a curated record. The coding region runs from base 437 to 3310 and encodes 957 amino acids. Gene Ontology annotation, molecular function: cholesterol binding. The transcript is spliced from 25 exons.